CGUGGUUUCUACUUCUUAUUGCCCUCCUGAGUAUGCAUAAAAACACCAGUGAGGACAUCCAAUCUUACAACUAAACUUUCAGAAAAUAAGUUUGCUCUGCCAUGGCAAUGACAACGAGCCUGUGACCUCAGCCACUUGUCAGCCAGACGGUACAUUUUAUCCACCGCUGCCCCUUACAAACUGCACAAAGCCAGUUCCGGAAUACAUUAAGCAGGAAGGUGGUGAUCCUUAUUGCAAUCUGUAUAAAGUUGGAUUUAUGUUCGAAGCUACCUUCUUGGAGGUCUAUCGAAGCUGCUACAACCCGAAAACGAUGACAGCCCAUUAUACCAUCCACAAGGUCUAUCCCACCUACAUGAAAUCUUUUAGAAGAACUACUUGGGACCGCGAUAAUUUGAUUACUCCUGCAGAAGAGGCCUUAUUUACUAAUGGAAAUAUCUUUGAGAGGUUUGGAUUAAUUCUAAAUGCAGGACGUGGGAAGUAUUUGACUUCUAAAAGAGUUAAUGCCUUCGACCGUGGGCAUCUAGCUCCAUCAGCAGACUUUACUUUUUUUAAAGUUUUGGGUCUAACGAACAAGUACUUAAACGCCAUCGCCCAAUCCGCAAGCAUUAAUCGGGGAAAAUGGUCGAAAUUAGAAAAUUCGGUUCGGGGAUUGUUGAAGGAUCCCCGUUUACCAAUGUAUAACGAUGUGCUGAAGGUCUGCACUGGUGGUUUGGGUAUUCUUAAAUUGCAGGACGCCAACGAUCAUCCAACCGAAAUUUUUCUAUAUGAGAAAAUGGUCACACCUUCAUGGUCAACAGUUUUACAAAUACCAGUCCCCGAAUGGGUUUACAAAAUCGUUAGUCAUUCUUCUUCUAACACCAAGUUAGUGAUCUUGGUAAACAACAAUCACUGGGAUCCGGCUGAGUCGGACCCAAAAUCUGUCUGUCAGAAGCAGGCCUGCCCACAAGAGUUAUAUAAAGCAAAAAACAUUUUCUGCUGCAAUUACAUUCAGUUCAUUGCAAAUAUUGUUCCAAGGUUGUCAGGGCUUUGCUAA
Drosophila biarmipes is the source of this 1033-nucleotide messenger RNA. RefSeq lists its product as uncharacterized. Gene Ontology annotation, biological process: apoptotic DNA fragmentation. The record is from RefSeq and is a predicted model, not a curated record. Bases 257 to 1033 code for a protein of 258 amino acids. Gene Ontology annotation, cellular component: nucleus; mitochondrial inner membrane. NCBI's taxonomy places the organism in Eukaryota, Metazoa, Arthropoda, Insecta, Diptera, Drosophilidae. The transcript is spliced from 3 exons. Gene Ontology annotation, molecular function: single-stranded DNA endonuclease activity; nucleic acid binding; metal ion binding.